Funneliformis geosporum is the source of this 558-nucleotide messenger RNA. Lineage: Eukaryota; Fungi; Glomeromycota; Glomeromycetes; Glomerales; Glomeraceae. The record is from the annotation of a GenBank genome assembly.
AUGGAUAACUUUGGAAGAAAAUGGUGUGACGAUUCAAGCCAGCACGGUGUGGGACGGCCUGUGUAUCUUUUAUACGAUAAACAUCUGUCAAGUUCCGUAAACCUUAUUGAUUUUCAAACGACAAAUCAAAUAUCUAUCCAAAUAUCUAAAUCAACUGGCAACUUGGAUACUACUCUUAGAGGGAGAAAAGGGACAAUCCUGGAAUCAUCCAAAAGCGGUAACGAUUUCUUGGAAAUAUAUACGUCAGAGACACCGUUUAAGAGUAAAGAAGAUUUCGUUUGGAGCAUCGUUUACAGGCAUCUCGAAAACCAAAGCAAAAUUAUUGAGGAUACGACAGGAAUUCGACUUGAAGAACAAGCACAUUUUGCUACGGGACGCGAAAGGAAAUUUGUUGAAGACCGAGGCGCACUAGAAUCACGCCAACUGCUCCAAAACGAACGCAUGGCUUGCCCUAUCACUGUGGAGGCAAGACCUCCCAAUGAGAAUGCGUACAAUUUACACGGAAACACGACAAAUAAUAUUGCCAUGCUUGAAUUGUCAACAGACAAUGCAAUAUAA